This is a messenger RNA of Diplodia corticola, 3801 nucleotides long. Its product is annotated as pap 25a associated domain family. The transcript has 4 exons. The record is from RefSeq and is a predicted model, not a curated record. Gene Ontology annotation, biological process: RNA 3'-end processing. NCBI's taxonomy places the organism in Eukaryota, Fungi, Ascomycota, Dothideomycetes, Botryosphaeriales, Botryosphaeriaceae. Gene Ontology annotation, molecular function: nucleotidyltransferase activity. Bases 1 to 3801 code for a protein of 1266 amino acids.
AUGGGCGAAUACACCAGUACUGAAGCACACGCAGCCUGUUUCAACCGCGCUCUGGAUUCCCCAGACACUCUCUUCUCGCGCCGCGUUUCGGCAGGACGUCCGCUGGCCCUGGACCAGUACACCUCCGCUCCCCUUCCGCUCCCCGUCAACCCCCACGCCGCGCAGCAGCCGCUCCUGCCCUACCACCCGCUCCUCCGCUCUGUGCACAUCAACAACCUGCUCCAGAAGAAUUUCCUUGCGCAGUCGCCUCCCGCCACCACCGUGUCUCAGGAACAGCACCCGAGGCCCUUGGCGUCGAGACCGGCACAAGAGACCACAAAGAAAGCGCAACCCAAGCCGCACCCUGCGCCACGGCACAUCGAUGGGAAUAACAGCGUGUCGAAUCGAGCUACGAGCGGUACAUCGCAGGUGACAGACUCCGCAAGCAUGGCAAGUAGGGGGUCAGAGGGGGUCAAGCAUUCCCUUCCCGCACGCCCACCAAUGACUUCACAUCACUCAAACUCGGUCCCUUCGACGCCUCACCAGCAUGCCCGGGAUGUUGCAUUUCGCUCGAGAACACCGUCGCCAAACGGCGCUCUCGGCAAUCACUCGCCGAGGUCCGUCUCGUCCGAGGCAAAUAGUACGCUACCGUCACUACGAAAGCAGCCGUACAAGUGCAAGUAUGAGACGGGCAUCGCUUUUGGUAGGCGCCGGAUGGGCUAUGACAACGCCGACAUGCUGGAGAAGGCGCCCGUGCGGCCCAAGGCCUCCCUGAACCCCCAGGAAGAGGAGAAGCUCAGUGGCGAUAUGAGAGAGCUGUACGACCGGUUAUUACCGUCCGAGGAGAGCCAGAAGAGACGGAAGCUCUUGGUGGAAAAGCUGGGCCGGAUUCUGCACACGGAGUGGCCUGGAAACGAGUUCAAGGUUCAUGUCUUUGGGUCAUCGGGCAACAUGCUUUGCACCGCCGAGUCCGAUGUCGAUGUGUGUAUCCAGACCCCAAUGAAGAAGCUGGAAAGCGUGCAUAUGCUGGCUGAAGCACUAGCAAAACACGGCAUGAGCAAGGUGGUGUGCGUAGCCUCGGCAAAGGUUCCCAUUGUCAAAGUCUGGGACCCCCAACUCGAACUGGCUUGCGACAUGAACGUGAACAACACGCUUGCGUUGGAGAACACGCGGAUGAUCAAGACGUAUGUUCAGAUCGAUGAACGCGUACGUCCAAUGACAAUGAUCGUCAAGCACUGGACGAAACAGCGGAUCCUGAACGAUGCUGCAAUGGGUGGGACACUGAGCUCCUACACCUGGAUCUGCAUGGUCUUGAACUUCUUGCAGACCAGAUCUCCGCCGGUGUUGCCUUCGUUGCAUCAAAUGCCCUUCGAGAAGCAUCUAACCGACACUGGAGAGGAGUCGAGCUUCUUUGAUGACUUGGAGCAAGUUCGCGGUUUCGGAAAGGACAACACGGAGUCCUUGGGGCAGCUGCUCUUUCAGUUCUUUCGAUUAUAUGGACACGAUUUUGAUUACGAACGUGAUGUUGUCUCCGUCCGGAACGGGAGGUUUUUGACGCGGAAGGAGAAGGGAUGGGAGGUGGACAGCGGCAACAAGGAGGGCCGGUUCCGCUUGUGUGUGGAGGAGCCUUUCAAUGUUUCUCGGAACUUGGGCAAUUCCGCCGAUGAUUACGCUUUUCGUGGGAUACAUUUGGAAAUCCGCCAGGCUUUCGAUUUUCUGGCAGACGGUGGGCAACUGGGGAAGGUAUGCGAGCAAUUCGUCUUCCCCAAGGAAGAGCGACCCACUUUCCAGAAACCGCCGCCAGCACCGAAACCGACCCUGACCCACAGUACUUCGCCAUCCCGGCGGGGUGGGCGUGGCGGCGGCAACCGUGGUAGCAGAAGCCACUACAACCAGAGGAACAACCAGAACGACCGUAGUAGGUCGUCAAGUGGCACGAACUACGCGAACGGGCUUCCUUUCUUAAGUCCUCCUCUUGCAGGAGCUGGGCCUGAUUACUUUGCUGCUACUACCGGAGCAUCUUUGCACGAACAGCUAUACAAGCAGUAUCAAAUGCUUGAGAUGCAGCAACAUAGCUUAAAAGCGCAACUCUUCGCCCAAGCACAGGCUCGUGCAGCACAAGCGCAAGCCAUUGCCCAGGCCCAGGCUCACGCCAGAAAUGGUUCGACCCACGGAUCCCCGCCAAGGACGCAGUAUGCGACGGCUCAGCCCGUGUCCAGAGAUCCAAACGAGCCACCCGCCACUGCACCUCUCAUGCCUCACUACCUGUAUCCUUAUCCGAAUGGGUUUGAGCAGCCUCAGCCCAUGUCCCAAUCUCACUCUCAGGAUGGAAUUCGGACAAACCCUACGUCGCCAUCAUUACCUCAGAGUAUACCGACGCAAAGGCGCGGUGCUCAUCGGGCCGUCGUGCCUGAAGGUCAGGCAAAUAGCUCCGUCAGGUCUCAUUCGCAGCCGGCGAGAGCGGAUCAGAAUGCCCUGUUCCUUCCGGGCUAUCCACCGAUACCUAGCUAUCCUCCCAAUCUCAUGGCCUAUCCAAUCGCACGAUCAUCGCAGGAUGCCCAGCCGACUCAGCAGCAGCCAGUGGAUGUUCCCCAACACCACUCCAAGGCCCUUCAGAUUGUCCCUGAGCAUGCCCAAAACGGCUCACCAAAGGAGUACCUCGGUUACUUCAUGAACGAGUCCCCGCAGCAGUUCCGUUCUAAUCUCCAAGAUUACACCGUUCAGGCGAUUCCCUCUUUCCAGGAACUGGCCCAGAGGCGUAGAAGGAUUUCGCCAGAGUUGGUGCCUCCUCAACAAACUCAGGCACAGCAGCAUGUCUCGCGAUCGCCAUCUCCCUUAGGACAAAACCACAACAGAAGCUAUUCGAGCGGAGUUCGCCCGGCGCCUGUGACUUCAGCAUCUCUACAAGUACCUGAAAAGCCAACACAACCCGCACCGCCCAUCGAGUCAGGUCCUGUGAUUGUGAACGGCUCAUACCGAGCACCCCAAGCCAGAGAACAAAGGAGUGUGCCUGAGAAUGUCGAUUCCAAUGGGUAUAUUGACAGAGAUGCUGUAUCUUCGACUGGCGGCUCAGCGCGACCAGACGAGCCGUUCCCCAUGGAGAUGCCGGAGCAACAACAACAGCGUCAACUGUUUGCGAACGAGGUUUUACGCCGUCAUUUUGCUUCACCUGAGCCUGAAGGUUCGAACGGCAUUGACAUUUAUAGUACAACAUCUCAAAUGACCGUGCCGAGUUACUCGGCGGCUGGAUCCGGCGUUGUGAAUGGCUACGCUGUCAACGGCGAUGUUGAUUACUCUAUCCCAAAAGCCGCUCCGUCGAACACUCAAAACAUCCCGCCUUGGCGUGUCAAGUCGGCCCCCAACGGUAUCUCACAUCUUGACACAUCAAGAACGUCCGCCGCGCCUGCACAGACAGUGAAGUCGGCUGUCUUGCCUAUAUUGUCCCCUGUUCAGGAGACCAGGACUCCAUCCCCUACGGCCAACCGUGGUGCGCUGUCUGCCGGUCUUCAGCCUUCGAACGGUACAUUGCAUGGCAGCGUCGGCUUCCUAGAGAAGGAUAACCAGGUGACUCCCCCGCGAUCUGGGAAUGUGCAACACGCGAAACAAGCUCCGCACUUGAAGAAGGAGAGUCCGAUUGCUCACGAGAAGUCCGGCAACAAGGGCGCUGCGGCGGGUAAUUCACCUUCGCACAACGGCUGGCAAAAAUCGAGCGGGGGCAAGAAAGGCGGCCGCAAGCGUGCCAAGUCAAAUGCCAGCAAGAACGGCGAGCACAAGGGAGGCGAGCCCCUUCCGGCCAACGAGGCUGACCGUAAAGGAGGCUAG